This is a messenger RNA of Chiloscyllium plagiosum (whitespotted bambooshark), 1016 nucleotides long. The record is from RefSeq and is a predicted model, not a curated record. Lineage: Eukaryota; Metazoa; Chordata; Chondrichthyes; Orectolobiformes; Hemiscylliidae.
UUUCAAAACUGAUGUCUGCUAUGUGUGGGUAUAGUUUGCAGUGUAUCCUUGAAGUUGAAGCUCAAACAUUUUCUGUUCUUUCUAUUUGUCUUGAUUCUUUAUAGAUUAUGUAGUUAUGGUUUUAUGUUGUAAUGCGUACAACAGCAGUUUUAUUUUUAAAUUUUACAGGUGCGGCACAGAACAUCAGGCCAAAUAAUGGCACUUAAGAUGAACAAACAGACCAGCAACAGAGCAAAUAUGUUGCGGGAAGUACAAUUAAUGAAUCGUCUUUCUCAUCCCAACAUUCUCAGGUUUAUGGGAGUUUGUGUUCAUGAAGGCCAACUGCAUGCCUUAACUGAGUAUAUUAAUAGAGGCAACCUUGAACAAUUAUUGGACAGCAGUGAUCAUCUCUCCUGGCGCGUUAGAGUCAAAAUAGCACAUGAUCUUGCCUGUGGACUCAGCUACCUGCACUCAAAGGGUGUCUUUCAUCGGGAUUUGACUUCUAAGGUUCAGUAUAUGGAGGGAGAAAUUAAAAAUAAUUGCUAUUUAAUCCUUAGGGUGUUAAUUCAAUCUUGCGAUCCUUGGGAAACAGUAAUUAACAUUUAUUAAGACUAUUUCACAAUAAUUUAAUAACUAAUGGAGCAGAAUCAAUUCAUAGGAAAUACAUUUUUGCCAAGUCUAAUUUUUUUGCCAAACAUAAUUUAAGCACAUGUUGAUGAAGUCUUACUCGAUAUAGGGGAGUAUGUACCUUGGCAUUUAGUACACUAGAAUCAUCAUUACAUUGAAAAUGCGUGGUACUGUAUAUAAUGGUAUACCCCAACAUUACGUAAAACUGGAUAUCAUUAGCUUGCGCUAUUACCUUGCUUUUUCUCUAACUUUCCCAAUCUUCACUCAAGAACCUUCUACCAACUGUUCAGUUUUUAGCGGAGAAAAAUUCACUCAUGCUAUAAUAUUCAGUUUGAUGUAUAGUUGGGGUACACCAUUAUAAUUUGUAGGACCCCCAACAAUUCCCCUACAGGGCAGAGUAUACAUUAAGA